CAUCAUGGACUACGCGGCGGUAAGGCUGCAGUAUUCUCUCAUUGGCAAAGACACCACGCGGCCGUCGCAUCGUGAUUCGGACUUUAAAGUGGCUCAAUGGACUUUAGGAACCUGAGGAUGAAGUUGACAGGACGGAUCGAGGCCAUUGCAUCAUAGAAAAGCCGAACUUCCACUCGCCUACACUUUGACCAGCUCUUUAUAUCCGCCCGCAGUACGUGACCGGACUUAGCAGCACAAAUACGCACAAUCGACCCGGGUGGAAUUAGGCACGUCGAAGUGAGUAUAAAUCUCUGCUGCUCCCACAAGUCUGCAGUCCACGUCUUGCAAGAAAUCUCCGACAAGUUUCAAUCCGGAACAACAUCAUGGCAGGAGUCGUCGACAAAGCCAAAGCGGCCCUCGGGCUCGACAAGCCGGAAAUCAAAGUGGUCGGCGAGAAGAUCGGCAGCACAGGCUAUGGGCUCAUGGGCCUGACCUGGCGCGAAAAGCCUCCAUCCCAGGAGCAGUCCUUCGAAGCAAUGAGAGCGGCGUUGGCCAGCGGUGCCAACUUCUGGAACGGAGGCGAGUUCUACGGCCCGCCGGAGCGCAACUCGCUGCAUCUGCUCAACGAGUACUUCACCAAGUAUCCCGCGGAUGCGAAGAAGGUGGUGCUCAGCGUCAAGGGCGGGGCGGACGUUGGCCGGCCCGUUCCCAAUGGCAGCGCGGCGAACACGAGACGAAGCAUUGAGGAGUGUCUGCGGGUGCUGGAUGGGAAGAAGAAGCUGGACAUUUGGGAGCCGGCGCGGGUUGAUCCCAACACGCCGAUUGAAAUUACGAUGCGCGAGGCAAACCGAUUCGUCGAGGAUGGGAAGAUUGGGGGUAUCAGCUUGUCGGAGUGCAGUGCGCAGACUAUUCGCCGCGCGGCCAAGGAGGCGAAGAUUGUGGGAGUGGAGGUCGAGUUCUCCCUCUGGUCUACGGAGAUUCUAGACAACGGCAUCGCUCAGAUGUGCGCGGAGCUCGACAUUCCCAUUGUCGCCUACUCGCCACUCGGACGUGGGUUCCUCACGGGCCAGGUCAGGAAGCCGGAGGACAUCCCGGAGGACGACAUGCGAAGACACAUGCCGCGUUUCCAGCCAGAGCACUUUGACAAGAACCUCAAGCUUGUAGACGAGCUGGAGAAGCUGGCGAAGAAGAAGAAAUGCACGCCGGGGCAGAUUGGAAUUGCGUGGGUGAAGGCACAGAGUCGCAAGCCGGGCAUGCCUACAUUCAUCCCCAUCCCUGGUGCCACUACUGCGGAACGGGUGAAGGAGAACAUGGUGGAUGUGGAGCUGAGCGAGAACGAUCUGAAGGAGAUUGACAGUCUCAUAGCUGGCAUUGAGAUUUCGGGGGGAAGAUACCCGGAGGGCUUCUUGACGAAAUUGGAGUUUGGAGACAGCCCUACGCUGGAGGAGUUUAACGGGGUCUAGCUGUCCUCGAACGAGAGUAUAUGGACUGAUGGACGUCUGAUGACCUAGCACGGAUUGUCGGCUCGAGAACACCGCAGGCUUGUCUUACAGCACCUCCGUCUGCCCAUCAAUAUUCAAGUGAAGUCAAAAUGGUAAUCG
This is a messenger RNA of Neohortaea acidophila, 1580 nucleotides long. Its product is annotated as NADP-dependent oxidoreductase domain-containing protein. The record is from RefSeq and is a predicted model, not a curated record. The coding region runs from base 363 to 1442 and encodes 359 amino acids. NCBI's taxonomy places the organism in Eukaryota, Fungi, Ascomycota, Dothideomycetes, Mycosphaerellales, Teratosphaeriaceae. The transcript has 2 exons. Gene Ontology annotation, cellular component: cytoplasm.